AGGAAGUGCACUGGUUGAGGAGUUUCAGUGGAAUAUAUAAAUGGUUUGCUUCUGAUCCAUCUCCACCAAAUCCACAUCGUCCCUCAUCUCCUCCACAUCUCCACAUCCUCCACCUGAACCAUGAAUGUCCUACGUGUCCUGAUACCCUUGAUGUCCCUGGUGGCAGUGUCCUUAGCCACAGGGAAAGGGUCCAGCUCCAUCUCCUCCUACUCCCACUCUGGUUUGGGACAUGGAGGUGGAAUAGGACACGGGGGAGGAUACGGUGUAGGAAAUGGCAUUGGAUAUGGAAAUGGAGGCUCUAUUGGUUAUGGUGUUGGCCUGCUGGGUGGAGGCGGCAUAGGUGGAGGACUCGGUGGUUAUGGGUACGGCUAUGGUGAUGGUGGCUAUGGGUAUGGCAAUAGUGGACUGGGUAAUGGAUAUAACCUGUACACCAUUGUUGGGUAUGGUGGUGGUCUUGGUGGUAUUGGUGGUGGUAUUGGUGGUGGCUAUGGUGGAUAUGGUGGGUAUGAUGGCUAUGGGAAUGGUAUUGGAUAUGGAAGUGGUAUUGGCAAUGGUUACACUAUCACCUAUGGCACUGGUAUUGGAAGUGGUAUUGGUGGUGGUAUUGGUGGUGGUAUUGGUGGUGGUAUUGGUGGUGGCCUUGGUGGUGGAUAUGGUGGAUACACGACUUAUGGUGGUAGAUACGGCAGUGGCGGCGGCAUUGGACAUGGAGGAGGCAGCUCAGUGUCCUACGGUUACGGACACGGCGGAGGAGGACACGGCACCGGCCACACAGUCGUUGUCAAGAAGGGGUAUACCAGUAGCGGCCAUGGUGGUGGUGGACGUUAUGGUCAUGGUAGCAGCUACAGCAAGGGAUAUUGAUACACGUAAGGAGAAGGACACAAGGAGGGGGAGAGGGAGUCCUUGGGAACACCUGGUCUCAGUUAACUCCUAGUCCUAUUCCUCGGUCCUCCACGUCCUCUUAAGUGUGAAGCAUCAAGAGAAGGAAGAAAAUGAUGAAGAAAAUGAAGAAAAGAAGUGAAGGCAGAGGAAGAAGAGGAAGAAAGAGGACUCAAGCAGCAAUAUUUCCAACACAAACAGACACACACACACACACACACACACACACACACACACACACACACACACACCAGUACCGUUUCUCUUUUCAUGUAAUAUUCAUUGGUUAAAUUCUUCUUAUUUCAACAACAUAUGAAAAAAAAAGAAAAAAUAGUUCCUAACACUUGUACUUUAUUAUUUUCCUCUCCUUGUACCAACCUCUAUCUAACCUUACAUACUUUCAUCACCUUUUACUGUUACUAUUAUCAUUUUCAUCUGACUUUUAUUAAUAUAUUUGUACUUUUUUACUGUUAUAAGAUAGUUCGUAAAUGGUAUUUGUAUUGAUUGUAUUUUCUGCUUCUGUACCUGUCAUGUUGCAAGCUUUUCUCUCUUACUUCACCUGUCCAGUAGAGGUAAACAGGUGAAGCUGGACAGGUGCGAGCAAGAGAGAGAGAGGGGAGGUAAUGUGACGCUAAUGAAAUAUCUAAGCAAUAAAAUUAAUGAGCAUC
Portunus trituberculatus (swimming crab) is the source of this 1547-nucleotide messenger RNA. RefSeq names its product glycine-rich cell wall structural protein 2-like. The record is from RefSeq and is a predicted model, not a curated record. The coding region runs from base 121 to 861 and encodes 246 amino acids. The transcript has 5 exons. NCBI's taxonomy places the organism in Eukaryota, Metazoa, Arthropoda, Malacostraca, Decapoda, Portunidae.